Molecule: messenger RNA, 1052 nt
Organism: Pseudoliparis swirei
Lineage: Eukaryota; Metazoa; Chordata; Actinopteri; Perciformes; Liparidae
Gene: nudt7
Product: nudix (nucleoside diphosphate linked moiety X)-type motif 7
Exons: 3
Coding region: 335-991 (218 amino acids)
Biological process (GO): coenzyme A catabolic process
Molecular function (GO): coenzyme A diphosphatase activity; acetyl-CoA hydrolase activity
Source: RefSeq, a predicted model, not a curated record
UGUAAGCGUUUUUUGCGCUAUCUUCACCGUUAUUGUGGUGGUCGAGUCUAGAUGGUAACCAACACGUGUGAAACCUUAUCCAAACCGGCAGGUUGGGCUGCCUGGUGUCCCAAAAUAAGAUCCCCAAGAUGUCUCAACGCAAUAUACGUUAUGACACGUUGUCCCUUGUUUACGUCACCGGGCGGAUAGUGCAGGAAGUCGAUGGGACGCAGCAGCGAGAGGGACAUCUGUGGUCCCAGUUGUGUAGCGGCAACAUGCGCCACGGUUAGAUCAUUGUUCGUCGAGUAUGCGGGAUAGCGCGAGCUGUGUGUAGCUGUCCUCUCCCUUUCCCACAAUGCAUAUCAAAGAGGAGACGACAGCCAUUUUAAAGCAGUUCGACAUCGGAAACAAGUUCGCCUCCCUCCCGGCGCUGCGCAAAGCCUCGGUGCUGAUCCCACUGAUGGUGAAGAAUGGAGAGCUGUGCACCCUGAUGACCCUGCGCUCACAGGAGCUGAGGACCAGUCCUGGAGUGGUGUGUUUCCCCGGCGGGAAGAGAGACCCCAGCGAUGAAGAUGACGUGGACACCGCUCUGAGAGAGGCAGAGGAGGAGAUCGGUCUCCCACCUGCUGAUGUUCAGGUGAUCUGCAGAUUGGUCCCCAUCAUCAAUAAGAGUGGUCUGCUGGUGACCCCGGUGGUGGGCUUCAUAGACGAGGCCUUUCGACCCCGUCCAAACCCAGCCGAGGUCAGCGCUGUGUUCACAGUCCCUCUGGACCUCUUCACCAGUGACAAGGACCACUGUGCCGCCCACGAUGCUGCUGGGAUGAUUCACUCUUUUGAUUUCGUGGAUCCCGAUUCAGGAACCCACUAUCAAAUAUGGGGCCUCACAGCCAUGUUUGCCAUCUUGGUUGCUGUCCUGGCGCUCCGGAGAACACCCGAGUUUGAUGUUUUCAACUCUGAGGAACCGUUAUCCUUCCUCCAACAGAUUCUACAUCAAAGAACCAGCAAACUAUGAAGAGCCACUUUCCUAAUGUCUGUAGUGCAUUUGUGCGAAUACAGAAACACCUGAUGCCAGA